Molecule: messenger RNA, 704 nt
Organism: Brassica oleracea var. oleracea
Lineage: Eukaryota; Viridiplantae; Streptophyta; Magnoliopsida; Brassicales; Brassicaceae
Exons: 1
Coding region: 244-603 (119 amino acids)
Source: RefSeq, a predicted model, not a curated record
UGUGGAACACAGCUGACUUACGGUAUUGUGAAUGCUUCAAAUUUUGUAAAGAAGUAAAAGACCACAUGAGGACAGCAAAGAGGAGUACAUAAAAAGUCAAAUAAAGUCUUUUAGAAUACAAAACCAUAAAAGUUAUGGGCCUUCGCUUCUCUGUAAUCCCACUGAUGACCAAAUUGUACAGCGCACGACGACCUCUGCACUUCCGUCAAUUCCGGCCAUGAAUCGCCAAGCGCCGUCGUUAUUAUGUUAACCGACGUCUUUUGGCUUCGCACGCGACGGAGCCGCAUCGUCUUCUUCCUCAUCUGUUCUCCUUUACUUAUCCCACUCCUCUGUGCCUCAAUCCCUCUCCUCUGCGCCGCCGAGAUCUUCAGUCGCCUCCGCAAUCGCCAUCCAUGGUUCGCUAAAUCCGCCGAUGAAGAUGAUUUGCGGCUCCAGAGAUGCGAGGAAGGAUGUAACUGCGGCGGGUCUGGGCCGGAAGAAGCGGGAUUGCUUCAGAGAUACUUGGAAGAUCAGCUGAUUCUGGUUAGAUCUGUUUACGGAUGCGGUGAAGAAGAAGACCAAAAUCGCGAUCCCGAUCAAAAUAGGAUUUUACUUCUUUCGUGAUUGUUUGUUUUGAAGUUUUAGAUGUUUAUGUAGAUAAAAAAGCACACGGAUCCGAUUUAUUAUAUACUUCCAAACUCCAAUCAAUUGAAAUUUUCCACUUU